AUGAAAGUUUCACCGGCACUUUGUCCUGGAAUAUGUGCUCAAACCCAGCAAUGCACUCAUUAUACGUGGUCGAAUUGGGGUGGUGGCACUUGUUGGAUGAAAAUGGGUGAUGUUUCCAGGGAUGAUGCAUUCUUUACUGGUGAUCCAACCAUGGUCUGUGGUAUUGUAAAUGGUACCAAGCAAGGUAUCAUGAAUUUCUCCAUCAUAUGGAAUGAAUCGAAUUGGGCCAUGUCUUGUGAUUUUCAUGGUAAUGAUUUGAUUCAUUAUGUCCCAAUUUCAUCAGAUCGUUGCCCUGAAAUAUGUGCUCAAACCCAGGAAUGCACUCAUUAUUCAUGGACAAAUUUAAAUGGUGGUACUUGUUGGAUGAAAAAGGGUAAGAUUUCCAGAGAUGAUGCAUUCUUUACUAAUGAUCCACUUAUGUUCUGUGGUAUAAUAACGCGUGUAAAACGUCGACAUCUAAAACGAUUUUGA
Molecule: messenger RNA, 471 nt
Organism: Rotaria sordida
Lineage: Eukaryota; Metazoa; Rotifera; Eurotatoria; Philodinida; Philodinidae
Source: the annotation of a GenBank genome assembly